Rosa chinensis is the source of this 948-nucleotide messenger RNA. RefSeq names its product probable LRR receptor-like serine/threonine-protein kinase At1g56130. Bases 129 to 719 code for a protein of 196 amino acids. Gene Ontology annotation, molecular function: ATP binding; protein kinase activity. Lineage: Eukaryota; Viridiplantae; Streptophyta; Magnoliopsida; Rosales; Rosaceae. Gene Ontology annotation, biological process: protein phosphorylation. The record is from RefSeq and is a predicted model, not a curated record. The transcript has 4 exons.
AUGAAGAAUCAAGGCUUCGAAUUGUACACAGAGAUGUGAAGGCAAGUAACAUCCUGCUUGACUCUAAUCUCAUUGCCAAAAUAUCAGAUUUUGGUUUGGCGAAGCAUUAUGAUGAUAAAAAGACCCACAUGAGUACUCGGGUUGCAGGAACAUUUGGGUAUCUUGCACCGGAAUAUGCUAUGCGUGGACACUUGACAGAGAAAACCGAUGUGUUUGCCUAUGGUGUUGUCAUUCUAGAAAUUGUCAGCGGUAGGCCAAAUUCUGAUCCAAGUUUGGAAAGCGAUAUGGUUUAUCUUCUUGAAUUGGCUUGGAACUUGCAUGAAAACGAACGUGAAGUUGAUCUAGUAGACUCUAGAUUAUCCGAAUUCAAUGAGGAAGAAGCAAGACGAAUUAUCAACAUAGGACUUUUGUGCACUCAAUCAUCACCAAUGCUACGACCACCUAUGUCUCGCGUGAUUGGAAUGCUUGCAGGAGAUAUUGAAGUGACUCCUGCUAUUUCAAAGCCCGGUUACUUGACAGACUGGAGAUUUGAUGAUGUAACCAGCCAAACGAAAUAUGGGAGUACUGGCACCAGUCUAGGAACUGAUAUGUCAACUAGAGGAACUGACUUCAGCUUUUACCACUCAUCGGCAAGUACAAGCGUGAUGGGGGAUGCAGGGCAAUUACCUUCAAAUGCCACUCUUCCCAUACUCAAUAAUACUAAUGGUGAUGGUAGGUGAGUUUUGAAGGAAUAGGCUGAUCGAUUAUACAUCUAUUUUUAUAUUGAUACAUAUAGCUCUUGAUUCUUGAUCAUGUACAUACACAGUACUUUUUAUUCUUGAUGAUGUUGUUGUAAAUAGUUAUGGCUAAAUCAUGUAAAUAGAUGAAGAGUGAUAUGUGCCUUUCACUAUAGAUUGGUGAUUUAUAGAAUUGUGUAUAGGAGUAAUUGACGUUGCUAUUAAACAUUAC